Molecule: messenger RNA, 1916 nt
Organism: Entelurus aequoreus (snake pipefish)
Lineage: Eukaryota; Metazoa; Chordata; Actinopteri; Syngnathiformes; Syngnathidae
Gene: slc25a24l
Product: solute carrier family 25 member 24, like
Exons: 10
Coding region: 81-1433 (450 amino acids)
Biological process (GO): transmembrane transport
Molecular function (GO): ATP transmembrane transporter activity; calcium ion binding
Source: RefSeq, a predicted model, not a curated record
GAUGCUGCUGUUUCGCUGGUGGUGGUCCACUAGCAGUGAGUCAGCACCGGAGCAGGUCUGCAGUGCAGUAAUCAGCCCAAAUGGAUCAGUUCCGUGGUUUAUUCGUCAAAUUGGACAGGAACAAAGAUGGGUUCAUCUCGCUUACAGAGCUCCACAGAGAAAUGAGCAAGCAUGGCAUCGUGGCGGCAGAUGCCAAGGUGCAGCAUGUAAUUGAUUCCUAUGACAAUGACAAAAAUGGUGUGCUGGACUAUGGUGAGUUUCUCAGCUACAUGACAGACAGAGAGAAGAACUGGAAAAUUUACUUUAAUCACCUGGACAAGAACAAGUGUGGAGUGAUUGACCAGGAGGACAUCAUAUGUUUGUUUAAGGAGUUAGGAGUGCUCAUUUCAAAGGCCAAUGCCAAAAAAGUAAUACAAAUGAUGGACACGGACAAUUCCAUGACGGUGGAUUGGGACGAAUUCUUGCAGCAUGUCAUCUUCAAGCCUGUGGACACCAUCGGGGAGUUGGUGUCUUCGUGGAAACACAGUCUGGUCUUCGACGUUGGCGAGAGCCGAGCUUUGGCCAUCGAAUUUCCCGAGGAGAAUUCCGACGUUGGUGCGUGGAGAAAGUUUGUUCUUGGUGCGGGAUUGGCUGAUGCUGUAUCCCGAACCGCCACAGCUCCCAUCGACCGCCUCAAGACCCAACUGCAGUUUUAUGGAUCCAAAGCCUUCUCUCGAGGCUUCCAGGAGAUUCGGUCUGGUGGCCUUCGUUCCAUGUGGCAAGGCAACGCCGUCAAUGUGCUGAAGGGAACGCCGCAGUCCACACUUCAGUGUCUCAUAUACGCCCAGAUGAAGGUGUCCAUGCAGGACAGAAGUCAGAAGAAUCUGAGUGUCCAGCAGCGUUUUGGCUUGGGUUGUGUGUCUGGUGCUGUCGCUCACGCGGUCUUCUACCCUUUGGAGGUGUUGAAAGUGAGACUCAACCUGCAGCGAGUGGGCACCUAUCAUGGUGUGAUGGCGUGCGCCCGCUCCAUCUACAAGGACGAGUCCCUGACCUCGUUUUACAGGGGCUUCAAACCCAGCAUCCUCUGCAUGAUCCCUUACGCAGGCGUGGAGUGUGCCGUCCAUCAGUCUAUCAUGAACUGGGCCCGGAGCGAUCCAGCCUACAGCAGCGACUCCGGGCUGUUCUUCUUCAGUUUUGUGGCCUUUGCUAGUGGGCAAAUGUCCAGUUACCCUCUGGCAGUCAUAAGAACGCAGCAGCAAGCAAAAGCAUUUUCCUCACAGUCGCAUGCCAAUUCGAGCAUACUGCAAGGCCUUCUCGGGAUUUAUCAAAGCCACGGACUGAGGGGAUACUACAAUGGGAUGGGAGCCAGCUUCGUCAGGGCUGUUCCUUGCGCCUUAAUUAAUUUCACAUUGACAAAAACUUUUGAAAAUGUUUUUUCCUUGGCAGAAACCUGAGAUUUGGCGGUUUACGUUUCUCGAGAAGGAAAUGAAUGGGUGCUCACUCAGAUCAGCCGCAUUGGAUGAUCUUGAUUUCAACUUUAAAACUUAUGCAACUGUACCAGAAGCACUCUAUAGUUGUUGUUUUUUAAUGUAAAUGUUGUUGCAGAGUGAUUGUGUAAUUGUUUAGGUAUAGUCUUAGUUUAGGUAUUCAGGAGUCAGGUGUCAUUAGGUGUUUAAGUGUAUAUGUAUUUAGUGUAAAUAGCUCCAGAUAUUUCCAUGAACUAAAGACAACAGCUCUCCACUGUGUGGGGUCAUUUUUUUUCAUCUCAUUGAUUGAUUGAUUGAAACUUUUAUUAGUAGAUUGCACAGUUCAGUACAUAUUCUGUACAAUUGACCACUAAAUGGUAACACCCGAAUAAGUUUUUCAACUUGUUUAAGUCGGUCAUGGUAUGAAUUCAUGGUCAUCCCUCAUAAAAGUGCAUUACAGUCAGUGGUGUG